Molecule: messenger RNA, 3255 nt
Organism: Rotaria socialis
Lineage: Eukaryota; Metazoa; Rotifera; Eurotatoria; Philodinida; Philodinidae
Source: the annotation of a GenBank genome assembly
AUGUCUCGUCUGUAUGCUGAAUCUGUAAAUGAUAAUUCAGAAAACUAUGACGAAAUCACUCGACGUCACUCCGACACAGACACAAUGGUGCAACACCAUCACCAUCUUGAAAAGACAAAGACACCUGGACAAAGUAUUACUUUUAAUGUAGACGUGCCUCAAGUAUUCUGCCAAUUAGAUGUUCUUUGUCGAUCAGAUGAAACGGACUAUGCUUAUUGGAAAGAAAAAGCUCGUUGGAUACGUUUUGAAGAAAUAGCUGAAAAUGCUCUUGGCCGUUGGUCGAAGCCUCAUGUUGCAACAUUAAUGCAAACAGCUCUUUUAAAUUUAAAAAAAUUACUUCAAAAUGGUGUUAUUCUUCUCAAUGUUCCAGCGAAUGAUUUGUUAGCUGUUUCACAAAUAAUAUCUCAAUCAUUGUUGGAUUCAGACUAUUUCGAUAAUAUAGGAGCUGCAGAAAGACUUCUUUAUAUUCUUGGUUUACCACAUUUUCACCAUUAUGAAAAACGUUCAGUAACAAAAAAUGCAAGCACAGUCAGCUUAUCAAAGCAAGAUGAUGAAAAUGAUAAAUCCGAACUCGGCCCUAUUGAUAGACGAAUAACAGUAGCAGCUACUCUCACUGCAACACCACCUGAUCAAGAAGCGAUAGCUACUGAUACUACAGGACAGCAAGCAUCAAAAGAGUACAAUGUAAAGUUACAAAGAAAAAUUGGCAGUAAUUCUGAAGGUGCAUCUAUUCUCAUAUGUCCAGUCGAUUUUAUUGAAAAAGAAACCGUCGUUUUUGUUCGUUUACAAAAAUCAAUUGAACUACCUGGCAUGCUGGAAGUAAAAAUUUCUUCACGUUUUAUUGUUCUUUUAAUUGGACCUGAAGAAAAUGAAAAACCACUGUUACAAAUGGGACGAACAAUGGCAACUAUUCUAACUGAUGACAUUUGUCGAGAAUUUGCAUAUAUAUCGAAAGAUUCGGAUGAAAUUAUGAAAAUGAUGGAUCGAUUUAUGCAGGAUACAUACGUUAUACCACCAUCUGAAUGGGAUCCAUCUAUUCGAAUAGAACCACCACAUAAAUAUACAAGCAAAGAAGAACGACAAGCGAAAGAACGGCAAGCUAGAGCACCUCAAGAAGCAGGAGAAAAAAUCGAAGAGAUUGAAUUAACGUACCAUGCAGAUCCCACGUUGGUACCUUCCAAAAGACCCUUCUAUGGUCUCAUAACGGAUAUUCGAAAUAAAUUACCAUAUUAUAUAUCCGAUUUUACUGAUUGUGCCAGUUUACAAUGUUUAGCAGCUACACUUUAUUUAUUUAUUGUAUGUCUUUGUUCAGUCGUUGCUUUCGGUGGUAUACUUGGAACAGCCACAGAAAAUUAUAUGGCUACAAUGGAAUGUAUUCUUGCUGCAGCCAUCAGUGGUAUUAUAUUUGCUUUAUUCGGUGGACAACCAUUAAAUAUUAUAUCUGCCACUGGUCCAAUGCUAAUUCUUGAACAUAUUAUAGAACAUUCAUGCAGAGAUUAUCGUAUAAAUUACCUUGAAUUUCGCUUGUGGAUUGGCGUAUGGAUUUUUAUUCUCUUGCUGAUAUUUGUCAUAUUUAAUUUAAGUUUUCUUGUUCGAUAUAUAACACGUUUUACUGAAGAUUGUUUUGCAUCGUUAGUUGCAUUAAUAUUUAUAGUCGAUGCUAUACGUGCAAUCUUAAACAUUCGUAAACAGUAUCCAGUAAACUAUCGACCUAGUAUUUUAUUGGACUAUUCAUGUUCAUGCAUAUUUACUGAUAUUGGUGAAAAUGAGACAACAAUAAAUGAUGCUAGUGUCGUGGAUUACCUAUUUCACGGGACAAAUUUAAAUAAAACAUCUCAAAUAGCAUGUACAACAGCCGGUGGUUUUGUUAUUGGUUCAGGCUGCUCAACACCGGUUUAUCAUGCUGAUAUAUUCUUCUUUUCUGUGCUUUUAUUUAUAUUCACCUUUCUUAUAUGUAUGGUUCUUAAAGAAUUUCGUAAUAGUUCGCUUUUACCAGCUAAUAUUCGAACAAUUCUCAGUGAUUUUGCUGUUUUAAUUGCAAUUGUUAUCAUGUCAGUAUGGGAUGGCUAUUUACUUUUAAAUACACCGAAAUUAUAUGUGCCAACAGAAUUCAAACCAACACGCCCACAUGAUCGUGGAUGGUUUAUACCGUUUUUUGGUAAAAAUAAGUUAUGGACAAUACCCUUAGCAAUAAUUCCAGCUUUAAUAGCAACAAUACUGAUUUUCAUGGAUCAACAAAUAACAGCUGUGAUUAUUAAUCGAAAAGAAUUCAAAUUGAAAAAAAAUCCUGGUUAUCAUCUGGAUUUAUUCGUUUUAUCGCUGACAAUUCUAAUACAAUCCAUACUCGGUUUACCAUGGUUUGUGGCAGCUACGGUUUUAGCUUUAACACAUGUUAAUUCAUUGAAACUUAUGAGUGUAAAUACAGCACCGGGAGAAAAACCAAAAUUUGAAGGAAUUAUUGAGCAACGUGUUAGCGCACUUUUAAUGUCUAUUUUAACUGGUUUAAGUGUCCUUUUUACUCAAGUAUUAAGGCAUAUUCCAAUGCCUGUACUUUAUGGUGUUUUUAUGUUUAUGGGCGUAUCUGCUUUACGUAAUAUGCAAAUCUACGAUCGUGCUUUAUUAUUUUUUAUGCCACAAAAAUAUCAACCAGAUUAUUCCUAUUUACGACAUGUACGAAUAUCUCGAGUUCAUUUAUUUACUGUAGUACAAAUCGUUUCACUUGUUGGAUUGUAUGUAUUAAAAAAUAUCAAAUCCAUCGCUAUAACUUUUCCACUACUGAUACUUGGAACAUGUUUUGUACGUAAAUUAAUGGAUAAAGUCUUCACACAAGAAGAAUUGUAUUGGCUUGAUGAUAUUUUACCUGGAAGUAAAAUAGGUCGAAUUCGUGGUACUUCAAUGACUCGAAAUUUUCAAAUAUCAAAAGUAGUAUCGGGAGAUUCAAAUGAGGAAAGUACAGAAACACCAUCCAAUAUCUUAUUAGCAUCAUCAGAAACUGAACCUAAUGAUUGUAAUCGUGACACGUUAGGAUAUAGUUUACCAAAUAUAGUAGAGGUAUCGAAAAAACCAAAUGUUGGUUCUUUGCCUAUUGAUAAUACAAAUGAAUCAAGUGUUCCAUUAAUUGUAGUCAAUGAAAUAAUAUCAUCAGAAGAAACAUCAGCCAAUGCAUCUGAAGAAGUUGAACACUUUAUGCACCGGGAAUCACCAUUUGAAAAACAUCAUGAUGGCAAAAUUAAAGCUAUUCAAACGCCUGUGUAA